Messenger RNA from Suillus subaureus, 250 nucleotides. RefSeq lists its product as uncharacterized. The record is from RefSeq and is a predicted model, not a curated record. The transcript has 3 exons. Lineage: Eukaryota; Fungi; Basidiomycota; Agaricomycetes; Boletales; Suillaceae. The coding region runs from base 16 to 198 and encodes 60 amino acids.
GUAGCAGUGGCGCAGAUGCCCGUCGGAGUUUUAUUACACCGUUAUUCUCGACGUUCAUACCAUCCCGCCAGUGCCACAACUACAACAGAAUGUACUCUCCCUUCCUGGUAUGCAUGUAUCUUCGGGCAAUCUGGAUAUCUGACUCCCGCAUUCCAAUACGUGCGUCGCGACAUGCGUGGGCCACCUCAUGGAACAUAAGUCCAGUGCGCGUCGACGGCUGGCUCUGGGCUCGCAAAUCAAAGGCGAAGAA